AGCCCAACAAAACCACCACUGGCUGCAGAAACUCAUAAGUCGGCAACUGAGGAUUCCCGAGAAAGGAUUUCCCCCGGAAAAUGUCAACCGCCGACGACAUCCGUAACCUCCCAAUCGACAUCACAUUUUCACGUCUCGGAGAAUGGUUGGUUGAUCGGAAGAGAAUUCCGUCCGAUUGGCGAAAGCGAUUGGCGGCUAUAAGAGCCAAAAUUUCGACGGAGUUCACGUCCUUGCCUAAGGAUAUCGAUCCUUAUUUUCAAACCCUAGACCCUGAAGGGAUUGGUUACAUAGAGGCUAAAAAGAUAUAUGACAUACUUCUUAAGUCAACUCCAGAAAGCAGGAACAUAUUUGGCCGGCUAUCGGGUGCUGCUGGAUCCUGGGAGGCAAUUGUGCGUUCUUUCGAGAAAGAUCAUAUUUUCCUUGGUGAGGUUGCUCAGAUAAUUGUUCAAAAUGUAAAUUAUGAAAUCCCAUAUCAGAAAAAACAGGUGCAGAAGUUUCAACAACAACUGGCAGAACUUGAUCGUAAGGAAGCUGAUAUAAAAAGGAGUGCUGCUCUGUCAGCUUCUAAAUAUGCUGAAGCUUGCCAAGAGCUUGGAUUGCAGGGAAAAAAUGUCAGGCUUGAACUUUUGGAGACUGCAAAUUCACUACCAAGCACUUUUAGCAGAAUUCUGGAAGUAUUAAACAGUGAUUCUGUUUCACGUGCUAUGGAAUAUUAUUCUAAUUUUGUUAAAGAUGCUCACACUGAAAAAGAUAAGUCUCUGUCUAUUGUCUUGCCAAACUUGAAAGACAUUCAUGAAAAUCCACCAUCGUUGAAUGUUUCUGUGGCCUCAGAUUUACUUGAUUCAGCUAAUGGUCAAUCAACCUCUAAUGAAAUAAUCCAAGUGAUGGGUGGCAUGGAUGUCAUUGCAGAUAAUAUUGACUGGGAUAUCUCUGUUGAAGGUGCUCAGAUUAAUUGGGAUAUAGGUACAGUGGAAGAAGCAGAUGAUUCUGCCAACGGCUUGGGUCCGUAUGAGAUGGUUAAUGCAAGUGACUUGCAGAGUUCUGAAGCUAUGGAAUCUGAUAAAACCCCCUUAAAUAAAAUGGAUGAUAGCACACUUCCACAGAUUUCUGUUUCAGAUAUAUCCUGGGACAUUAGUGUUGAAACGCCUCAAGUUGAUGUGAUUGAUGAUGUCAGCUUACCAAAUGUACCCUCUGAAAGUGAGACAUAUGUUCCAGAUACCCUACCUCAAACUCAAAAUCUAGAAAUUAAGGAGGAGAGAAGCCGGCUUUUGGAGACAGAGUACAGGAAUAAGAUUCUUGAUGAUUUGUAUGAGAUAAAAGCAUUUUUGAACCAGCGAUUGGUGGAGUUGAGGAAUGAAGAGACAUUGUCCCUGCAACAUCAAGUCCACACUGUUUCUCCUUUGGUGUUGCAGCAGUAUGCUCCUGAUGCCAUUGAAACAAUGAUGUCUGAGGUUUCUUCAGCAAUUUCUUUGCUAACGAACAGGAAAACAAGAGAUUUAAUCAUGAUUCUAAACUCUAAAAGAUUCUUAGAUAGACUGGUAAGUACUUUGGAGGAAAAGAAGCAUCAUGAAGUGAAAUUAAAAGAGGGUCUGAAGGAUGUGGCUACCAAACGCAUGCAGCUUCAGAAUUCUUUAUCUUCUAUUUGGCCAAAGCAAGAAGCUGCUCUUACAAAAACCAGGGAGCUGAAGAAGCUAUGUGAGAGUACUCUCUCAUCCAUGUUCGAUGGAAGACCAGUUAACAUCAUCGGCGAGAUCAAUACCGUCUUAAACAGUGGCAUUAGUGCAUAAAUCUGGUAAACUAGGAAAGGGGUUAACGACAAUACCUUGUUUAAUUUAGCUGUUUUCUUAUACAUUAAUUCCUAGUUUUUACUCACAUUCAUUUGUAUUCUGGUUCGUAGCUUGACAAAACAAUCUUGUAUUUCAAUUAAGGGUUGUUUAUGGCAUGCUGUUUGCAAUAAAUUUGUUGCAGAAUA
Molecule: messenger RNA, 1972 nt
Organism: Rubroshorea leprosula
Lineage: Eukaryota; Viridiplantae; Streptophyta; Magnoliopsida; Malvales; Dipterocarpaceae
Source: the annotation of a GenBank genome assembly